GUCAGAUGUCAGUGACAGUGUCAAAAACCGUAAGAAAUCAAAGAUGGCUGUUCUGGUGUUGGGAAAUCUGUGGUAGUGUCCCUUGAGGUAUAAUGAUACCCGAGCGUUACCAUGAACGCUGCGGUCGCCGCUGCUUUGGGUGUGGCCAUCAUUUUGCUGCUCCUCUUUGUUAGGUGGAAGUGGAGGACAUAUAACGUAAAGGUAAAGACGAUAAUAGCGGCGUUUCACAGAGCCUGCAUGUCAAUUACCAAUAAACCGAAGUUUGCGGAUGAUCUGGCUGAAGAGACGUGCCCGCCGUGCAACCCCGUGCAGCUGAUGCACCGGCUCUGUCCACACCACAACGUGGUGCAGCGCUUCCCCGUCGAGGAGAAGGACUCGCUCGACGAACACCUCGAUGUUCUCACACGGAAACUUGCUGAGAAGGAGGGUCGUCUCCGUCUUUCAAAAUCGAAAAUUCGGGAGACACAGAACGAAAUCGAGAACCUCCACGCGAUAGACCAUGACGUCAGGACCAAGUACCGAGAGAUCAUGGAGUCCCUGCGCACCGACCUGCUGAGCAACGAGAAGGAGUGCAAGAAGCUGCAGGAACAGAUCGAAUGGGUCUCCAGGCGGCGAGCUGAACUCAAAGUCGAGGUUCACCGCGGGCAAAGGCUGUACGGGGAGGCGGCCGCGGAGCUGGCCAGCAACCUGGCUGAGCUGCAGCGCGGCCGGGUCCCCGAGCACCGCGUCACGGACAAGCCGCACCGGCAGCACUCGCUGACGUCACUCCGCCACCGCAAGGAGCCCAUCCCCCGCGCCACACCAGUCGGCUCCCUCGUCAUCAAGAACUCGCCCCCCAUCUCACACUCGCCCCUCUCCGGCGGAGAAAUGCAAUGACACCUUUGGACCCGACCAGCGAAACUAUAGUCGAAAUCGUGUUGUGAUUUUUUAUUUACCUUUUAGAAUUUGAUCAUAUUUAUUUGAUUGUGUUUUUACCAUAUCAUUA
Molecule: messenger RNA, 985 nt
Organism: Trichoplusia ni (cabbage looper)
Lineage: Eukaryota; Metazoa; Arthropoda; Insecta; Lepidoptera; Noctuidae
Exons: 5
Coding region: 112-876 (254 amino acids)
Source: RefSeq, a predicted model, not a curated record